UUCUUCUUUAUUCAGAAACAAAUUGUCAAAAAUUUAAAAAUAUCACAAAUGACUUGGAGCAAAACAUGUGCGUUAUAAAAACACUAAAGAAACAGUGACGUUAAAGAAGAGACAAACAAAUCUUUUUUUUUUUUUACUUCAAACGAAGUGUUUUGAUUGUGAUCGUCAUUCGUGGAUUGUAUCUAGAGCGAGUGCGCGAAGAUGCACACGAUUUUCAGCGAAUCGCAAAAUGCAUACUAUCGGCACGCGGCGACGGUGCCGAUGGGCAUGGGCGCGACGUCGUAUCCGACGGUGGGCGCCCAUGGGAGCUAUUACGAGCAAUAUCGUUACGGUGGCUACGCGGCUACCGGCUACCAUCCGGUGUCGGGUAUCGGCCAGCAACAUAUUCAUCAUUCCGGCAAGGAUAUGGUAAAGCCACCCUACUCUUACAUCGCGCUUAUCGCGAUGGCCAUCCAGAAUGCACCCGACAAAAAGAUUACCCUGAAUGGUAUUUAUCAGUUCAUCAUGGAUCGUUUCCCCUAUUAUCGUGAGAACAAACAAGGCUGGCAAAAUUCCAUUCGGCAUAAUCUCAGCCUUAACGAGUGCUUUGUGAAAGUGCCGCGGGACGAUAAGAAGCCCGGUAAGGGUAGUUACUGGUCCCUCGACCCGGACAGUUACAACAUGUUCGACAACGGUUCUUAUCUCAGGCGUCGCAGGCGUUUCAAGAAGAAGGACGCGUUGAAGGAGAAGGAGGAGGCGAUGAAGCGACAGGGGAUUCUACCGGAGAAACGUCAGGAGGACACCAAGUCCGGUAGUAGUCAGGUCGCGUUGCCGCCGUCGGACACUCCUACGAAGAAGUUGGGUGCUCUCGAGACCACCGGUCUGUGCAAGCCCAAGCGGGAACCGGUGAACGAUAAUCAUUGCAUGGCUGCGGCAGCGGCCGCAGCGGCGGCGGCGGUUCAAGUUAGUAAAUACGGCCUACACAGCCCCAUACAGGAGGACAAGACCUCGACGGCGACGGUCGCGGCGUCCGGUCAGAGCGUGAUCCAGACCGCCCUGGGUCAUCAGGUGCACCAGACACAUCAGGUACAUCAGGAAUCGAUUCAGGACGUGUCGAUAGCCGGCCUGGACCCGACCAGCUUCAGCGUCGACGCCCUGAUGACGACGCGAGAGAACAGCCUGAUGACGCGCGAUAAUCAGCACCACUCGCACCACCCGCACGGCCUCCAGCACCCGCACUCGAUCAUGAGCAGCAGGGAGUCCAUGGGCAAUGGCAGCAGGGAUCUGUCGUCCGCUGGCACUACCACGACCACCACGACGGCCGCGGUGGCGGCGAUGAUGGCUACCAGCGGCUACGGGCACACCAGCACCGUUUCCAGGGGCAACGCCUCGCCGCCCGGCACCAUGUACACGCCGUACUGCGCACCGGCGGCAGCCGGAUACGCCAUCAUGGACCACGAAUACAACACGGCGCGGAAUCACGCGAGCAACGCCGUCGGCCACUCGCAGUGGUAUCAGGAUGCCAGUCCCGAUACAGCGAUCUAUCAGGACACCCAGUCCCCGAGCUGCCAGCUUUACAGGUCCAGCCCGUCGACGCCACUUUCGACGGGCCCGCCGCCGUCCCCUCCGCUGUACCACAGAUAUUAUCAAGACUGCAACGCCGUCAAUACCAGCGGUAAUCUGCCGAUAACGCUGCAAAAGUACUGAGAAUAUCGGAAUUCAAGGUCCCACCAGCGGAACCUUGAAGAGCACCACGGCGAUCAUUACGACCCGGGUUUGAUUUAUGUGAAGCAAGAGUGGAUACCCACGACAGACGAACUCGCCAAGGAAUGGAACUAGACAUGUAGAUGAGAACUGGUAAAAAAAAAUCGUAAAUCUCAAACUUCCCCGUAUGAAAUCGUAUCCUUCGCGUAGAGCCGUCGAUAAGCACGAUAGGCGAUUAGCUAAUGCGACAAUUAGCAUAAUAAAUAUCUCUAGGAACAUCGUUAAUCGACGAAUAGCGUUCAUUCUCGCGAAAAAAAAUCAAGAAACUAACAGUUUUAUUUAUUACGCCGAACGAA
Messenger RNA from Pogonomyrmex barbatus (red harvester ant), 2039 nucleotides. RefSeq names its product forkhead box protein crocodile (gene croc). Gene Ontology annotation, molecular function: DNA-binding transcription factor activity, RNA polymerase II-specific; RNA polymerase II cis-regulatory region sequence-specific DNA binding. Gene Ontology annotation, biological process: regulation of transcription by RNA polymerase II; anatomical structure morphogenesis; cell differentiation. Lineage: Eukaryota; Metazoa; Arthropoda; Insecta; Hymenoptera; Formicidae. The record is from RefSeq and is a predicted model, not a curated record.